AUGAAAAAUCAAAUAUAUUUAAAUUUACCAACUAUUUCAUAUUUUUUUAUUAUAUUAUCAUUAUUUAUUUAUUAUCAUGCAAAGAGUAAAAAAAGUAAUGGUGGUCAUAGAAUUAAAAAAAUAUUUUUAUUUUUGUUAGGAAUAAUUUCUUUAGUUGACGUUUCAACAAUAAUAUAUAAUAGAAGAAUAACAAGUGACCCAAAUUUAACAUAUUCAUCACACUUUGGUGGUACAAGCUAUUUCCCAACUAUUAAUGGCACAUCACUUCAUAUAAGAUGCUUCAACGAUAAUAGCAAUGGUAACUUUAAUGGAAACAUAACAAUACUCUUUGAAGCCGGCACUCCAUUUUACUCAACUGUUUGGGGAAAUGUAGUUAGUUUAUUAAAAUCAAGUGCUUUAUCACAACAUCAAAACACAAUUAAACAGUUUUGCAUUUAUGAUAGAUAUGGAUAUGGCUGGAGUGACCUUAAAGUUAAUAGAGGAGUUGAUGGUGUGACUGCUGUAAACGAUUUAAAGCAAUACCUAAGUCAAAUUGGUAUCAACCAUAAUUUAUUAUUAGUAGGUUGGAGUUAUGGUGGCACAUUAACACAGCUAUUCGCAUAUCAACAUCCAGAUCUUGUUCAAGGUUUGGUUUUAGUAGAUUCUAUGGUCAUAGAAGAUUUAAGUGAUACAUAUUUAAUAUCAGGUAUUAGCCAAGGUAUUACUAGCUUCACAGUAUUAAAAUACCUAUUACCAACAGGUAUAACUAGAUUUUUAACUCCAUUCUAUCCUCUAGAAAGUGGUUAUUUUGAAAAUAAAAAACAAAACUCAACUGUAGUUUUAAAUAGAACACUAAAGAGCUCAACUGAUUCAAUUUAUUUAACUUAUUCAAAUAUAGAUGCAUCUGCAAAUGAAUUAUCCAUUAUAAUGGAUACUAUUUCACAACAAAAUUCAAUUAUUAUAAAUCAUUCAAAUCAAUAUUCAGAUACUCAAUAUUUGGGUAAUACCCCACUAGUUGUUUUAACUGCCAUUGAUAAUGGCACUCCUGAUUGGGUUCAAAUGCAAUCAAAUAUUACAAACUAUUCCAGCAAUUCAAAACAAAACUUUGCAACUAACUCUAAUCAUUUUAUCCCAUUAGAAAAUCCUUUAUCAAUUGUGGAUUCAAUCUAUGAUUGUUUAAAUUUAAUUAAUAAAUAA
Messenger RNA from Dictyostelium purpureum, 1176 nucleotides. RefSeq lists its product as uncharacterized. Lineage: Eukaryota; Evosea; Eumycetozoa; Dictyosteliales; Dictyosteliaceae. The transcript is spliced from 2 exons. The record is from RefSeq and is a predicted model, not a curated record. Bases 1 to 1176 code for a protein of 391 amino acids.